Molecule: messenger RNA, 1638 nt
Organism: Candidozyma duobushaemuli
Lineage: Eukaryota; Fungi; Ascomycota; Pichiomycetes; Serinales; Metschnikowiaceae
Gene: LCB2
Product: serine C-palmitoyltransferase
Exons: 2
Coding region: 1-1638 (545 amino acids)
Biological process (GO): sphingosine biosynthetic process; ceramide biosynthetic process
Cellular component (GO): serine palmitoyltransferase complex
Molecular function (GO): serine C-palmitoyltransferase activity; pyridoxal phosphate binding
Source: RefSeq, a predicted model, not a curated record
AUGUCGGAGAACAUUCCUGAUGCUCCUAUCGAUAACAGACCUGACGACGUCAAGGCUGAUCUCGAAUACGGCAAGUUGACCUCCAAAGACCAUUUGUUUGUGUCCAAACACCCAAUCGGCGAACCGCUCCCGACCCCUAUCGACGAUGAACCACCUUUGGUCAUUCACUUGGCAACCUUCGUCAGCUACUUGAUUUUGAUCUUGAUUGGCCACAUCCGUGAUUUUUUCGGUAAGGUCUUCAAGCCUGAGGACUACGCUGACUUGGUGGAGAAAGAUGGCUAUGCUCCAUGGUACGAUGGCUUUGAGAACUUCUAUGUACGUCGGUUGAAGUUAAGAAUCGACGACUGCUUCGCCAGACCCGUCCACGGUGCCCCAGGCAGAUACAUCAAGUGCUUUGAGCGUGAGAGAAAGGGCAAGAGCUACUCUUACACUGGUGAGUCCAGAGAGUGCUUGAACUUGUCCUCCUACAACUACUUGGGCUUCGCUCAGUCCAAGGGUGUAUGCACGGAUUACGCAACCAACAUCUUGGAUAAGUACGGCUCCUCGUCCUGUGGCCCAAGAAAUGCCAUCGGCACCACCGACUUGCACAGAGAGUGUGAGCUGGUGAUUGCUGAAUUUGUUGGCAAGGAGGAUGCUAUUGUUGUGUCUCAAGGUUACGGUACCAACGCCAGUUUGUUUGCUUCUUUGGUCGACUCUUCCUGUCUUGUCAUCAGUGACUCCCUUAAUCACGCUUCCAUCAGAUUCGGUAUCCGUAUCUCUGGUGCUGUUGUUAAGGUGUUUGAGCACAACGACAUGGCAGACUUGGAGAAGUUGAUAAGAACCCAGAUUGCUCAGGGUCAACCCAGAACGCAUCGCCCAUGGAAGAAGAUUAUCAUUGCUGUCGAGGGUCUUUACUCGAUGGAAGGUAACAUGGUCAACUUGCCUCGUGUGAUUGAAUUGAAGAACAAGUACAAGUGUUACCUUUUUGUGGAUGAGGCCCACUCGAUCGGCGCCCUUGGCCCACACGGCAGGGGUGUUUGUGAUUACUUUUCCGUUUCCCCAUCUCAAGUUGAUAUCUUGAUGGGUACCUUGACUAAGUCUUUCGGUGCUACAGGUGGUUACGUUGCCGCCGAUAAGUGGAUCAUCGACAAGAUGAGAUUAACCUACUUCAACAUGUUGGGUCAGAUCAUUUCUUCCUUGCAGGUUAUCAACGGCACGUUGCAUCCUGGUGAGGGUGAAGAGCGCUUGAAGAGAAUUGCCUUCAACUCCAGAUACCUCAGACUCGGAUUGAAGAAGCUCGGCUUCAUUGUGUACGGUGCCGAUGACUCUCCCGUUAUCCCAUUGUUGUUGUACUUGCCUGCCAAGAUGCCUGCGCUCUCAAGAAUGCUUUAUAACGAGAAGAUCGCUGUGGUUGUCGUCGGCUACCCAGCUACGCCUAUCGCUACCGCCAGAGCCAGAUUAUGUGUGAGUUCGGCAUUGACCAAAGAGGAUUUGGACUACGUUUUGGAGAAGUUCAGUGAAGUCGGUGACUUGUUGCACUUGAAAUACAGCAGUGGCAUUGCCGGCGGUUCUCGCGAGCCUGGUGUGGCACCACGUAUGAGUGUUAAAGAGGUUCUCGAAACCAAUGUGGAAGAUAGCAAACUUCCUCGUUUAUUCUAG